AUGGAAAAUGUAAAAACGGAACAAGAACCUUCUGAAAAUUGUCAUCAUGAUGAUGCUGGUAAUAACAAUUCAUCAUCAUCCAAGGCUGGUUCAUUCUUAUUUGAACAUUUAUUGCCAAGAGAGGAAGAAAUUAAAAAGUGGAUUUUAAAUUGUUGUUGGGAAAAUUCGGAAGGAGCAUCAUCUUGGUCGGAAGAAGCAAAUAAUGAUGUUUCGAGUUUAUCUACUAGUAUGAAACAUGUUAGAAAAAUUAUUAGAUUAUUAUUGGAUUUUUUGAAUGAAUUUUCCUUCUUGUUUAAAUUUAUCAACUCACAAAAUGGUGAUGCCUAUGAUGGACUCGAGAAUUAUGAGAAAUUCAAGGAAGAACAACACUUGUUGUACUUUAUUUGGAAGGAUCAUUAUGGAAAUUGUUUGCCUGUGGAGUGGCAAGACUAUUUUCAAACAUGUAGUGAUGAAUUAUUGAUAGAAAUGAUGAAUUAUACGCAAUCUGAGGAUGAAUUGUUUAUUAAACAAUUUGAGGAGGGUACAAUUUUUGGAAAGGAUGGAAUGCCAAAUUCUGUGAAGAGAUUCCUGAUGGGUUGCAGAGUGCUGAGAUUUCACAAGCACGUAAUUGAAAAUCCCAAAGAUAUCAUUUCUUACCUGUCCUCUCCAAAGUUUGAUUUGAGUUGUGAGAGUGGUGAAAUUGCCAACUCGAACGAACUUACUAGAAAUAUGUCGCCAAAGAAGAUUCACGAAAUUGAGAGAUUGGCAGAAUUUAUUAGCUACUUUUCCUAUUCUUCAGAUGAUCAACAAUUAGAAGAUGUUGAAAAUCUCGGCUCUGGAAAGGGUUAUCUUUCACAUGUUCUCUUCACCAAGUAUGGAUUAAAUGUUGUUGCAGUUGACCACAAUGAACAACUCGUCCAAAAAAUUCAAGCUAAGGCUCAAAAAGAUGUACAGAAAAAGAAGAAACAACAAAAGAAUCAACUCAAAGCCAUUGCCUCUCAUUUAGAAUGCAACAGAGAACAAUUGUGUAAGAUGGUUAAUCAAAUGUUGGAAACAACAAAAUCGAUCAGAGAGGAUGUUAUUGGAAAUAAUUGUAUUGUAGGUCUACAUACUUGUGGUGAUUUGUCUUGCAUUCUAAUGGACAUGUACGUCAAUGAUGUGAGACAUACCCAAAGUUCUCUAUUGAAAUCACUAGUUAAUGUUGGAUGCUGUUAUCACAAGCUCACUGAAAAGUAUCACAAACAACAUGUAAAUACUAGCUCUACUAACAACAGCAGUGAAAAGAUUGACCAAGCAUCAAACUCUGAGGCAUUGAAAUUUAGUGGUUUUCCACUUUCUCCCUACACGAAUGAUUAUGUUGUGAAUAAUCUGGCCAAUGGUUUUCAAUUCACUAGAUCUGGACUCAUUCUAGGAUGUACAGAGAAUACCAUUUGGAAAGAUUCCUUGAGCGUCUCAAACAAUUCAACAACAAUAGAAAUCAUUCCAGUACAUGACUAUUGGAAGAGAAAUGCAUUCAGAUGUGCUAUGGAAUAUUUCCUGCAUGAAUUUGUGGAAAAGAACGAGGAAGGUAUUGAACAUCCAGUUGUCUACAGUUUUGGAAGUAUUGCAGAACAAAAUCUAUCGAGCACAAGUUCUUCAACUCAAUCUUCAUGUCCAGAUUUUGUCAAGUAUGCCCUAGCUGUCUUGCAACGAUUGUCCAAAACAAGUGUACUCUCCAAGAAAUUUCAUAGAGAGGAUAUUGUAGAAAUGGCCAUCCAAGAUGAGUAUUCUCCUGAGCUUGUGCAGGAAAUUGGUCAAUUUUACAUUCAAUCUUGUGGAGCUCAACCUGAAACUGCAAGAAUCAAGAAAGUUGAUAUCUUUUGGACUUUAAGAGCCAUUAUUGGUCCAGUCAUUGAAAGUCUAAUCCUCCUCGAUCGAUACCUCUUCCUUUUAGAAAACAACACUCACGCUGAUAUUGUCCAGCUAUUUGAUGAGGACAUUUCACCUCGUGCCUUUGCACUCUUUGCCCACAAGUAA
Messenger RNA from Naegleria gruberi, 1995 nucleotides. RefSeq lists its product as uncharacterized. The record is from RefSeq and is a predicted model, not a curated record. The coding region runs from base 1 to 1995 and encodes 664 amino acids. The transcript has 2 exons. NCBI's taxonomy places the organism in Eukaryota, Heterolobosea, Eutetramitea, Acrasida, Naegleriidae.